AAAUCAGUGAGUUUUUGAAAUAAAAAAACCAGCUUUAAAGCCAUGACUUCUCUAUCUCCUCCGGCACUUUCCUCCGCCGGAACCACCUCAUUUGGCCAACUUCUUCAUGCUACCAAAUAUCCAUCAUCCAAAUUUCUAACAAGAAAAUUCCUCUUCAAUAAUGUUGCUCUUGCUCCUAAAGUUUUGUGCAGCGCCGCCAAUAACGGGUUCGCCCGGCCGCCCAUUUGGCCGACCAAAACUACGUGGAUAAAUAUAAGCGAGCCGUGGAGCUUAUGAAAGGCUUGCCCGACGAUGACCCACGUAGCUUUACGCAGCAGGCCAACGUUCACUGUGCCUAUUGUAACGGCGCGUACGAUCAAGUUGGGUUUCCAGUGGAGGUUCAGGUUCAUAAUUCGUGGCAUUUUUUCCCUUUCCAUCGCUAUUAUCUCUACUUUCAUGAGAAGAUCAUGGGAGAGCUGAUUGGGGACCCCACCUUCGCCUUGCCGUUUUGGAACUACGACGCUCCGGAGGGGAUGAGAAUGCCGGCCAUCUACGCGGACGACAAGUCGUCGCUUUAUGAUGAGCUCCGAAACGACAACCAUCUGCCGCCGACGUUGGUGGAUCUAGAUUACGGUGGCGUCGAACCCACGAUUGACGAUGAGGCCCAAAUAAGGAGUAACCUUCGGGUUAUGUAUCGGCAGAUGGUAUCCAACAGCCGUACGCCGUCGCUGUUUUUGGGUAGCGCUUAUCGUGCCGGUGACGAGCCAUCACCAGGAGGCGGGAGCGUGGAGAACAUUCCGCACGGGCCGGUUCACGUAUGGUGUGGCGACAACGAGCAGCCCAACUUCGAGAACAUGGGAAACUUCUACUCCGCCGCUCGCGACCCCAUCUUCUUCGCCCACCACGCAAACAUCGACCGCCUCUGGUCCGUCUGGAAGACCCUCGGCGGAAGGCGGCAGGAUCUCCAAACCCCCGACUGGCUCAACGCCUCCUUUAUCUUCUACGACGAGAAAGCCCAGGCCGUCCGCGUCACGGUCCGCGACUGCCUCGACUCCAAAAACCUCGGCUACGUCUACCAAGACGUCCAAAUCCCCUGGCUCCAGACUCGCCCCACGCCACGUCAGACGCUUCGAAGCCAAAGGGCCGUGGCCAGGUCAUCCAACAUACCAUUCUUCGGCGCGGGCCCCGCACUCGCUGGCGAGACAGGCCCGUCGUCGAGCCGCGUGAGGCCUGCGAGGAUCAAGUUUCCGGUGACUCUGAACUCGGUGGUGAGCACGGAAGUGAAGAGGCCGAGGAAGUCGAGGAGCAAGAAGGAGAAGGAGGAAGAGGAGGAGAUUUUGGUGAUCAGUGGGAUCGAAUUCGACGCCAACGAGGCCAUAAAGUUCGACGUGUUGAUUAACGACGAAGAUGACAGGGAAAUUCUGGCGGAUAACACUGAGUUUGCGGGCAGCUUUGUGAACGUGCCGCAUAAGCACGGUCACAAGAAAAAAGUGAAGACGGGGCUGAGAUUGGGCAUAACUGAACUGCUUCAGGAUUUGGAAGCUGAAGGAGACGACGCCGUCAGGGUGACUCUCGUGCCCAGGCUUGGAAGAGGCCUCGUCACCAUUGCUGGGAUCAACAUCGAAUUUGAUAAAUAAAUUACUUUUUAAAUUUUCGGCUCAAUAAGGUUUAUCUAUAAUAUAACCAUUAAUAUAUCUACCCUAUUUGUUCUUGAACUUAAACUUUCUUUUAUAAUAUACACUUCAACUUUACUA
This is a messenger RNA of Momordica charantia (bitter melon), 1733 nucleotides long. RefSeq names its product polyphenol oxidase, chloroplastic. Gene Ontology annotation, molecular function: catechol oxidase activity. The record is from RefSeq and is a predicted model, not a curated record. Lineage: Eukaryota; Viridiplantae; Streptophyta; Magnoliopsida; Cucurbitales; Cucurbitaceae.